AUGAAAUCGCAAAAGCUACAAAGUUCGGCCCAGAAGACAUCGCCAUUAUCAUAAAAAACAGGAGCCUCGAAAUUGACUCCGCAGUAAAAGAGACAAAAGAAAAUUGAAGUCAAGACUGAAGAUGAAGAGAUAGAUCACCAUGAAAUCUAAGAAUUGCAAGAAUAUUUCCAAGAAUAGGAAAGUUAAACUAUAACUGACAAGGAAUUCUAUAAGGCAAUGCAAAAACUUAAAGAAAGAGGAAAUAAUGCUGUGCCUCCAAAGAAAUCCGCAUCUGCUUAUAUUAUUUUUGGAAAAGAGAAAAGGGCGGAAAUACUCAAACGUAAUCCAACUGCCAAGGUUACUGAGGUCGUAAAAGAGAUUGCUUAAAGCUGGGGUAAGCUUGGGAAAGAGGAAAAGUAGAAAUACAAGGAAGCAGCAAAGAAAGAUAAGGAAAGAUAUGAGAAAGAAUUAAGAUCACUUGAAUCAUUCUCCGAGAAGCUAAAGAAGCCCAAGAAGUGUUUAUCUGCUUAUAUGAUCUUUGUGAAAGAGACAAGACCAUUAAUUGUAGAAGAGCACCAGGAAAUGGGAGCACUUCAAGUUAUGCAAGAGGUGGGAAAAUAAUGGUAGGCACUUACAGAGGAACAAAAAAGCUAUUUCAAAGAGAAAGCAGAUAAGGAUAAGAUGAGAUAUCUGAAUGAAUAGAGGGCCUUCUACGAUGAAGUAGAAAAGAUCGGUUAAAAACAUGGUACUGUGACAACUAAAGAUGGAUAAAUUGCAGUAGCAGCAUAACAAACUCCAAACGAUUAAUUCAAUAAGCAGAAGCCAAGACUGAAUAACAAAGGCAACGAGAAUUCUAGUUCAUAGCAAUCAUAACUACAGAAAAGAAAACUAAUUGUGAAAUUAAGCAAUAUAAAUCAAGGAGAGUCUCCUUAAAAGCGAAUAAAGAACGAGGAAUUCAAAGUAGGCAACAAUAAUGGAAUGAUAGACUAGCAAAAUUCAAACAAAAAUAUGAUACCUAUUGGAUAGUAAAAUACAGAAAAUAAGCCAAAAAAACCACUCUCUGCAUAUAUCUACUUCAGCCAGGAAUUCAGAGAAAUUAUCAGACAAAAAUUCCCAACCAUGACCGUUGCUUAAGUUAUGAAAGCUGUCAGUCAUAGAUGGUCAAAAUUAACAAAAGAAUAAAAGCAGCCUUUUGAAUAAAUUGCAAACGAGGAUAAACUAAGAUAUGACAGAGAAAUUUAUGAUUGUAGAAAGGGAUUAUUCUAGGGAAGGUCUUUAACUCCAUCUAUUAGAAUUCAAUCAAAUAAUGAUGCUGUUAGCUCUGCCUUAGAAAUAUCUGAAGAUCUUUAUGAGUUCUUGCAAGUAGCGCCGAAAUAAGAAAAUGACGAAAAUGGUGACGAUUAAUUUGAAAAUUAUGACGAGAACUUAGAAGAUCAAGAAUAUGAGGAUCAAGUUAAUAACAACAUGGAAAACAUUGAAGAGCAGAACAACUUACAGUCUAACAAUCUGAAAGUGGUGAUUGAAAAUUUUGAUGAAGUCCAAAUGAGAAAUAGAAAAGAUAGUCUAAUAAACCCCUUGCUCUAAGGAAUUAAAUUUGAAAGUGAAGACCAUGUGAAUGAUAUGCAAAACAAUAUGCAAAGCAUGCCAGGAAUGAACAUGUCAAACAACAAUGACAUGAAUACUAUUGGAAGUACAGUUAGCUUUGGCUAAGCUUCCAUGAUGUAAAUCCCUCACAACUAGCAUUUGCAAGCAUGCCUAUCACCCUUUGGCUUCAAUGACGGAGGUCAGAGAAAUUACAUGCUAUAAAAUGAACUUGCCAAAAGAGAGAAUGAGAGAAAAACUAGCAUGAACUUUAACUAUGGAACAGGUUUCUUCACCUAAUAGAGUCCUGCUAUGAAUCCCAUAAUGACCUCAAGCAUGUUUAAUAUGCCAUUCUUGGGAGGACUUGGAGGUUUACAAGACGAACAGAACUAAUUAGGAUAUUUAAUGAGUAGUCCCUUCUAACUACCACCCAGUAAUCAUCAAUUAUAGUCAUCUGCUACAUUUGGCAGACCAUCUGGAUAAGGGAAUCAAUUAAGAAUUCCUGGCUCAUCCCCCUAAUUAGGAGCGAUGGCUCCACCUAACUAAAUGAUGAUGAAUCCUAAUAGCUACUUGGGAAGUUCAAAUAAUGAAUAUGCUUCCACUCUUUCACCAUUUUUGGCACCUUAACCUCCUUAACAAUUCAUGAUGUCUAAUCAGCAAUUUUAGAGUCAAGGAAUGAACGGAUAUGGCCAAGGAUCGGCUAAUAAUUCAGCUAGCACGCAAAGCAGCAUGAAUUAGCAAAUUAAUCAAUAAGGAUUGUUUAGAUGA
Messenger RNA from Stylonychia lemnae, 2328 nucleotides. The record is from the annotation of a GenBank genome assembly. Lineage: Eukaryota; Ciliophora; Spirotrichea; Sporadotrichida; Oxytrichidae.